AAAAUGUUACGUUCAUGUAUUUCGCAAAUUGCACGAAUUCCAUGCUCCUCGCUUCAAACAAGCAUACGGCAUUAUGCCGCUCCACCGAAACGGUUCUACAAAAACACGGGCGUUAUUUCUAGCAACGGUCGGUACGAAAUAACGCUCGAUAGUCGUAAGCUAAAAACACCACGAGGAUUACCGUUUUACGUCGAAAGUGAGCCGCUUGCUAUCGCGAUUGCUACGGAAUGGGACGCACAGAAGGAUGUGAUUGAUCGAUCGUCGAUGCAUUUGACCGCUUUAAGCAGCACAGUGAUCGAUAAUCCCAACAGUCUGCAGAAGCACGACAUGGUGAAUUAUUUGGUCAAUUACAUCAACACCGACACCGUUUUGUUCCACUCGAGCGAAGAACCAGAGCUGAAAAAGCUGCAACAGCAAGAAUGGACACCGAUAGUCGAAUGGUGCAACAAACGGUAUGAAAUCAAUCUUGCCUCCACGGAUUCACUCGUCGUGCCAACGUUUGAGCCUGGCAUGGCAAUGAACUUGAGUCGUUACUUUUCCUCCUACAAUGCGGCCGCCCUUCACGGCUUUGUGUUCGCGGUGGAUACGAUCAAAUCGAUCAUACUGACGAUGGCUUGCGUCGACCGGUACAUACCGAUCGAGAAGGCUGUUCAGCUCGCGCGGCUUGAGGAAGAAUUUCAGCAGGGACACUGGGGCAAGGUAGAGUGGGCCCAUGAUAUACAGCGGCUAGAUUCGCAGGCCCGACUUGCUUCGGCCGUUCUGUACAUCUAUUUCAACACGAGCAACGCAUUUGUGAAGGAGAAAAUUUCACUCUAAAAAAGGGACAAACACAAGGGUGGAGAAUGGAAUAUAAAU
Molecule: messenger RNA, 855 nt
Organism: Anopheles maculipalpis
Lineage: Eukaryota; Metazoa; Arthropoda; Insecta; Diptera; Culicidae
Product: ATP synthase mitochondrial F1 complex assembly factor 2
Exons: 4
Coding region: 4-816 (270 amino acids)
Biological process (GO): mitochondrial proton-transporting ATP synthase complex assembly
Cellular component (GO): mitochondrion
Source: RefSeq, a predicted model, not a curated record